CAGUGACGAUAAUUGAGGGUGGAGUCUGGCAUCGUCGCCGACAUCGAGGUGGACACCCUGCUGCCGUCAGAUUGCGACACCUUCUACGAGAUCAAGAGUCAGCCCAUCCGCAGCAGGUGACGCCGUAGCCGACGUGGUGUCCUACUCAUGGCCCUGGGGCCAGAUCCGGCCCGCCGCAUCAUUUCAUGUGGCCCGCGAAAGCAAACCAUAUGCUAAAAUACCAGAACUGCAGAUUGAGAUAUUGCAAGCAUUGUUUGUCUUUUUUACCAAUCCCCCUUUAAAAUACAUUGAAAAAAGUAUGACUGAAUCAGUGGAUCAAAUAUUUUUUACUGACUUCUAAUUUCAAAACUAGCUGUAUGUUCAUUUGUUGUAACUACGCAAUAAUAUUUGGGGAUCAUACAUUUCUAUGGGUUCAUAGUAAGGAUGUUCAAUACCACUUGCUUUGGGAAUGAAGUAUUCACUCCUAAGCUCCUAUCGGUACCGAUACGACGAGUACUUUUGAUAUAUCAAAUUUCAGUUCACACAAUGACAGAUCAUUGUGAAAACAGAUCUUUCUUUCUGACCCACGUCGUGAUUCACCGAUGUGUCAAAGGUCACAGUGUCGUGCCAACUACUGCCGAGUAGGACUUUAUGUCAGAUUAUUAUUGUUGUGCUCCAAGUAUCUGGGGCUGGUAUCGGCAGCCUUCGCAACUACCCUCUACCCCCGAUGCCGACACGCUGUGUCGGUGCUCGCCCGUCCGUCCCUCGUUCAGUCAUCACGCCCCUCAAAGGUAAACCAUACCUACGAUGUGGCCCUUUUCAUCUUUAAAUGGCAUGCUUAUUCAGUAUAUUUAUCUGUCCAUCCGUUCUGUCCUAUAGCGCAUGAGCUGGAGUGAGCCUAUUUAUUCCUUCCAAAAAAUCUGUAAAUUGAUAUAUGAUUUUAAACCGUAGCAUUAUGCAGAGUUUGAACAGUAACCAUGCACUUGAAUAUAGAAAAAAUACAAAUGACUUCAAUAACGAGUCAAUGUAAUGUAUUGCACCUAAGUUAAAUAAAAAAGGUUACCUCAUAAAAAAGAUUUCUUAAAGAUGGCACGUAAAUGUCUUCAAGCUUAAAAGUGAAAUACAACCGAACGGUACUUUGGCUGUAACCCUGCCGUUUGACAUCUGCCGGGGGCGCCUCCGUCACGGCCGAGGACGAGAUCAUCAUCGGAGGGCGAGUUCGCCAACGACAUCGUUGACGUCGUUCACGUCGCGUAUGGUCGUCGCAAAGAUGAAGCCGUGCAAAUCUACGUAGACGCGUGAAACUGCGGAUGGCUCAUGAAGUCAGUUAGGGUUCCUUUGUUGAUUUGAACAACUGCAAUGAAUGAACCUUUAUGCAAUAUUCUAAUCUGUUGAGAUGAACCUUUAAGGGCAACUGCAUGCAAGAGAAGUGCUAGGGUCCCCCAUUGGUUGCUGUCGCACUAAGCGGAAUGUUGCAAAAAGAAGACAUUGGAGUACGGUGAUGUCUCUCUCCUCAGUGCUUCUGCGUGCGACUCCUCUUCCUCCUCCUUGUCGUCGUCUUCCUCCGUGCCGGUGACCAUGUCCUCCAGGGUCCUGAUGCGUCAGGAUCUGAUGCGUCAGCAGGCUCUGGAGGAGGAGCAGAAGGAGGCGCAGCAACAGCUCCUGCGUCCGCCCGCCGCCUCGUCGUCCUCCCCCGUCUGCGUCAGCGCGUCCCCCUGCGGACCUCCCGCUCAGGUCCCUGUAGAGGUGUUGAAGGUGCAAACCCACCUGGAAAACCCAACCAGGUACCACAUCCAGCAGGCUCAGAAGCAGCAGGUCCGACAGUACCUCUCCUCCGCCGUGAGACCCGCCGGUCGUGACGCUUCCGGGCCGUCAUCGGGUUCCUCCCCCGGCAGGCAGCAUGCGCUCAGUAGCCCCAAAGCGGAGAUGGAGGAGACGGUCAUUGACGACAUCAUCAGCCUGGAGUCCAGCCUAAAUGACGACUUCCUGACGCUGCUCGACUCGCGGAAUCAGCUCGCCGCCACGCUGCCGGCGGCAGCGGGAAACAUGCUGGAUCUCUACGGGGAGAGCGGGGACAAGGCCACGCCCGCCAUUGCCGUUAGCAACAGCUGUCCGGCCGACCUGCUCGCCGUCAAACGAGGGCUGAAUAAUGUGGAGACGAAGACGCUGAUGAAGGAGCGACAGAAGAAGGACAAUCACAACUUGAUCGAGAGGCGGCGACGCUUCAACAUCAACGACCGCAUCAAAGAACUCGGCGCGCUCGUCCCCAAGACGCCCGACCCGGACGCCAGGUGGAACAAAGGAAGCAUCCUGAAGGCGUCGGUGGAUUACAUCCGAAGACUUCAGAAGGAACAACAACGAGCUCGUGACAUGGAAGAAAGACACAAAAGACUGGAACACACCAACAGAACCCUGAUGCUGCGCAUACAGGAGUUGGAGCUUCAGGCAAGCCUCCACGGCGUUCCUUAUUCUUGUGUUGACGGCGCCCCGACCGACCCGCGGGUCUUCCUCUCCCCGCCGACGACGGCGUCGGACUCGCUCGGCUUGGCGGAGCUGAACGAGCUUCGCUGCGGGGCCGACGACGACUUCUCUUCGGAACUGAUGAACGAAGCGGGGCUGGCGGCGCUGGACCACUUCGGAGACAUCCUGAUGGACGAUGAUGGCGGCCUGAUGUCGCCCGCGGGCGGCGCCGACCCCCUGUUGUCAUGUGGGGCGUCACGUUGCAGCAGCAGAGGGAGUAGCAUGGAUGACGACCUCUGAUCAACCAAUCAACAAUAAACCACUGCCAUCCCCUCUGUCACUAUGGUAACCAGGCCACAGCACCCCUGUCACCAUGGUAACCUCCCUAUUCCCAUGACAUUGUAACCAUGCCAUUGUCUGUCGCCAAGGUGACCACAUAGUCACCUCUCUCUUUCUCCAUGGUAACCAAGCCAACACACACACACACACACACUUCUCUGUCACCAUGGUAACAGUGCCCCUCUGUCACCAUGGUAUUCACGACAUUCCCUCUGUGGCCAUGGUAACCACACCCUUCCCCUUUGUCACUAUAGUGGCUAUGCCAUUCCUCGCUGUCACCAUGGUAACCUUUUGAUUAGGGUUGGGCAUCGAGAAUCAAGAACCGAUUGGAACCGUGACUAAAGUUCCGGAUCUCCCGGAAUCGUUCAAAUUAAAAAAUUUGGAUUGCCGGUUUCGAUGCCUAGUCCGCCAACCGCGAAGAAGAUUGUGGCGAAACCAAUGAAGAAGAAGGCGUCCAAAGAGGUGCUCGUGCUCAACUGCGGCGAACAAAAGUGUGUCUUAUGUUUGUUACAAUUAAUGGCCAGUCGCCUCAGUGCAACACUUGGAAUAAGAUUAUAUUGUGCAAAGGAGGCUUUCACGGCGUGUCACGUCUGACGCGCUCCGAGCCUCAGCCCGCACUGCGUGGCGCUUCAGUGAAAUCAAGUCUUCGGCAGUUGGGUGAGUGAAACAAUAAAAUACGUCUAUGCCAACAUUGAGACAGCUAACAAGAUAAACGGCUACUUGCACUUUUGCACUGAUGGUUUUUUUAGCGUUUAUUUUAGUCUUCAAACCAACGUAAGACCCGAUGACAAAAAAAAAACUUCAAUUGGGCUAAAACUUCACCGGAGCAACUUUACAUCACAAUGAAUUGGGAGAAAAUUCCCAUAAACGUUGUCUCACAGUAUCACAAACACCAACCGGUGGGUAUGGAAAGGAAUCAACGUUUUAUAGCAUUUGGUUCCAUCCAUUAAAAAAAUGCUGAGUUCCAGUGCGUACCUUUCAAAAUAAAAGGCUACAAGCUUAAAACAGGAAGUCGAGUUGAAAAAAAAGAAGCAGCAGCAGAAUCACCUUUACUGUCAAGUGCAUGCACAUAAAAAAUGUUCUCUGCAUUUUACCCAUCACAGUGAACACAAACACUUGUUAGCGGAACACACUGAAGCGCCCGGGGAGCAGUUCAGAGUAUCAGUGUCUUGCUCAAGGACACCACAGCCGUGAGUCCGGGGGAUGUUGGCGGAUGGUCCGGUCGGGGUCUUGAACCUAGCUCCCCCACGGUGGCAGGCGAUGAUCUUAACCAUUGGUCCGCGGCUGCCAAAACGUGCACUUAUAAACCAUUUGAUGUGAUAAAACAGUCCCAAAUAACUAUGAAGUCAAUUGCGUUAGUUCCACACACAUUUGCCUUUUAGUCCAUAGGUUUGAUAUUGAUACUGGUUAUAAAGAACCCUGAGUCAAACGUUCCUUUUAUUUUAUGCUGCAAGCUGCUAAGAAAAUGGAUGUUCAUAAUUUGGACACCCUUGAAACCAUGCAAACUUUUCUGACCCAACCCCCUAAAAGAAUUGUAAUCGAGAAUCGUUCUGAGUUGAAAUAAGGAACCGGAAUCACUCCAAUUCAAAUGAUCCCCAACCCUUUAUGUAAUCACCCCUCUAUACAUUUCAAACGAUGAAUAUCAUCCUUCAUAGCUACAGCUUCUGUAGCUACAUUAGCAACAAAAUACUAUGCUAUGCAGCUACGCUACCAUUGUUGUUUUUGUUAGCUUGGGUUUUAGCUGAACUUGGGCGUCAGUGUGAAAAUUGAAAAAAUGUUUUUAUAAUAUAUAUAUAAUUGGAUGUAUAAUUUUUUUGGAACAAUAAUUUUCUAAUUGGUGGACUUCCACGGCCAGCGCAUGAGUGUGAAUGUUGUACGUGUGUCAGUUGUCUGAUUGACAGGCACUCAGUCCCAGACGAAGGUGGCCAAUCGGAGCCAUCCGUCACUUGCAAGCUGUGUCCUGACUGGUUGUGAGAAUGGAACUCCAAAUAGUACUUGUCAUUUCAGUUGAUUUUUUUUUUUUUUUUCUUUGACAUUCUGUUGCUGGUACAAACGUUUUGGGGACCAAACGCCCGUGUCUGUUGUCCCAUUUGUGGUUACACUGCUCGUUAUGAGUUAGCUGCCUGACGGAAACGCGUGUUAGCUUGUGCUAAUGCUAUCUAGCUAGUUGCUAACAAACAUGUCCGUUAGCGCUGUCCUGUUGAGCGGUCAGAGCCUUUCACAAAUAUUGUUUGUUUUAUUUUUUUUAUAAUGAAAAUAACGGUUACUUUUGCAACAGACGCUUUGCUGUCAGAAUCAUAAAGGGAGUCGUGUUUAUUGUUGUUUACAACCAUGUAACAUUGUAUCAUAUCUAUAUAUUGAAACUUUAUAUGGAAAUAAAGUGAGAAAACACAAAA
Phyllopteryx taeniolatus (common seadragon) is the source of this 5174-nucleotide messenger RNA. RefSeq names its product transcription factor E3-like. The record is from RefSeq and is a predicted model, not a curated record. The transcript has 10 exons. Gene Ontology annotation, molecular function: protein dimerization activity; RNA polymerase II cis-regulatory region sequence-specific DNA binding; DNA-binding transcription factor activity, RNA polymerase II-specific. NCBI's taxonomy places the organism in Eukaryota, Metazoa, Chordata, Actinopteri, Syngnathiformes, Syngnathidae. Bases 1558 to 2739 code for a protein of 393 amino acids. Gene Ontology annotation, biological process: regulation of transcription by RNA polymerase II. Gene Ontology annotation, cellular component: nucleus.